Molecule: messenger RNA, 2310 nt
Organism: Lynx canadensis (Canada lynx)
Lineage: Eukaryota; Metazoa; Chordata; Mammalia; Carnivora; Felidae
Product: histone H2B type 1-M
Exons: 2
Coding region: 31-411 (126 amino acids)
Cellular component (GO): nucleosome
Molecular function (GO): DNA binding; structural constituent of chromatin; protein heterodimerization activity
Source: RefSeq, a predicted model, not a curated record
AGCCACAGUGUCUUAGGUUUUAUCGCCGCGAUGCCUGAGCCCACCAAGUCCGCCCCGGCGCCGAAGAAGGGCUCCAAGAAGGCGGUGACCAAGGCGCAGAAGAAGGACGGGAAAAAGCGCAAGCGCAGCCGCAAGGAGAGCUACUCGGUGUACGUGUACAAGGUGCUGAAGCAGGUGCACCCCGACACCGGCAUCUCGUCCAAGGCCAUGGGCAUCAUGAACUCGUUCGUCAACGACAUCUUCGAGCGCAUCGCGGGCGAGGCGUCGCGCCUGGCGCAUUACAACAAGCGCUCGACCAUCACGUCCCGGGAGAUCCAGACGGCCGUGCGCCUGCUGCUGCCCGGGGAGCUGGCCAAGCACGCCGUGUCCGAGGGCACCAAGGCCGUCACCAAGUACACCAGCUCCAAGUAGACUCGCCAAAUGAACAACUUCAGCAGUCUCCUCCUUGACUUAUACUCCCACUGCCCUCCACACCCUGGCGGCAGCAAAGAAGACUUAGGAGAGGUGGCGAUCACGCUGGGGAAAGUUCAGAGUUCUUAACCUUCAUUUUGGUGGCGUGGGCACACAGCGCUACAUAGAAGAAAACGCUCCCUUUGCUUUACAUGGACAGCGGCACUUGACUGACCUUUCCUUUCACCAACCAUGAAAUUGCUACCGUGGAAAGGGAACAGGAAUUGUAGAAAAGUGAAGGACUAACAUUUUCGAAUUUUGUCUAAAAGUUUAACCGUGAAUGUUAAGCUGCAUUUCAUAAAUACAAAACAAUAAAAGUAUCACAGCCAAAUGGUGGCUAUUUUUUAGGAAUAGGGAGAAGAAGGAAGGUGAGAGGGACUGAGAAAAAGAAUGGAAGAAGCAAAUGGCUACUGCGAAAGGGAGCGCCAGAGCCUGAAGACCAAGGGGAAGGCACAGAGGAAGAUAGUAGGAGAAAGCAGAGGGAAAAGAGGGAGAUGAAGAGCUAGACCUUGUUAUGUGUUUGACACUUCAGCUGGGAAUAGCACAUUUUACGUGCUGACAUUCGCCCCACAUUUCUUGGGUUUGGGGGUGAGUGGAUGAUUACAAUGUUACAACACCUGAGAGACACUCUGACCAGCAAAUGCACAUGGCGCCCUUCAAACCGGCUCUAAACUUGCUCUGUUCAUUCUUCUUCAUUACCCUUAGCAUCACUGACAUGAAUUUGCAUAUUCUUGGUUUCCUCUUCCCAUUCUCCAGGCUCUAAGCUCCAUUGGGCAGAGUUAGUCCUUUUUGCUGCUGACUCCCCAAUGCCCAAGGCUGUUCCAGACACACAGUAGGCUCUCAAUUAGGAUUUACAGCAAUCAUAACCGCUUAAAAUACACAUAUAACAACAGGGAUAGAGGAUGAACUGAAAUGUUGCAAAUGUUUAGUAGAGUUAGCGACUCAGUCUUUUUGGGUCUUACUUUCACAACUAUAUAACAAUAAUAAAAUGUUCUAAUAAGUAGUGUAUUACUAAGGAUUCAGUCAGGUAAAUCUUGUAAAAGUCUUAAAGUACUAUGGACAUUUAUUAACACUUAACAAUUGUCAGCAAGAACUAUAUUUUCCUUAGUUGCUGAAUUAAAAGGACAAUCAGAGUAGCCAAUUUUUCGCAGGUCAAAAACUAAGAGACAAAAUAUGAUCUUUGAAUGACUUGAAUCCCGCCACAAGAAGUAUAUUUGGGGAUUUGUAACGAAGAUCAUGUUGCUUAGCAAUAUCUCUUGAUUAAGGAUGGUUUGAGUCAUUAUCUGCUCAUGUGAAAAUGACUAAAGGUAACAUUGGAGUAGAGAUACCUCAUGGCGCAUUAUACAAACACAUGUGAAAAGAACUCUCUUCCUUAUACAGAUUCCUUAUACAAAUAUCAGAUAUACACUGAUAUCAAAUAUCAGUGCUGACGGCAAAAUGGCACCUAACAAAUAAACCCUUUUUUAUUUCUUCAAUUAUAGGAGAAAUAUGAAUGGAAAGAAGAAAUGAAUGUAAACACUAACUGAAAAUGUGGAUGAGCUCAUAGAAUUUAUCAAGUAUGAACAUCUGUUUUGCCUAGAAUGAUUGAUUAGUGCGCCUGCCCUGCUCCAAUCUAACCCAUCCUGGUUUAGUGUACAUGGAUUCCAAAAACAUCAUCUCAGUGUAAGAGCCUAAAUAAAGGGCUUUAGUAUUUUCAUUUCACUUGUUGUUUUAAUUACGAAAACAGAAUUUACUGCUGUUACAGGCCUACAGGGAAUCAUUAUUUAUAAUGGACUAUGUUUGCUGGAGAAGUCUAAAUGAGGAGGGUAAAAAGUCUGUAAAUGAGAUGUUAAGAUCAAUAAAAUUCGUGGAGAAAUGGAA